GCCGCCGCCGCCGCCGCCGCCACCGCCGCCGGGGAGCGCGGAGCCGCGGAGCCGCGGGCAGGCCGGGCCGCAGCGAGCCCCGCGUCCGCCCGCGCCCCGCCCGAGUCGUGCGCUCGCGCCCUGCGCCCCGCCAUGCGCGCCAAGUUGCAGGCUGGGGACUCGGGGCCGGCGCCCUAGGGGGCGGCGGCGGGAGGAUCGCGCCCCGGCCAGAGACCCGGCCUGCUGCGCGCUCCCAGCACGCGCGGCACCGCCACUUGCCUGAGCGCCCCGGCGGACCGAGCGCGCUCCGAGCCCGGGCGCUGCCGCCGCGAGGUCUCCUGGAGUCUUUGAGGACACGAUGCGGCUGGCAGCAGUUUCUGGAACCUUGUGACGGGACGGUCCACCAGCGGACGAUGACAGCUGGCUUUUAAUCCUUGGUGGCGAUCAAGAGGGUGCCUGCCGGGGUCCACAAGCCCCCUGGACGCCUGCUGCCAUGUCGGGGUCCACACAGCCCGUGACGCAGACGUGGCGGACUGCCGAGCCCCGCUACCCGCCCCAUGGCCUUUCGUACCCAGUGCAGAUCGCUCGGCCCCACACGGACGUCGGGCUGCUCGAGUACCAGCACCAUGCCCGGGACUACGCCCCCCACCUGUCGCCGGGCUCCAUCCUCCAGCCCCGGAGGAGGCCCUCCCUGCUGUCCGAGUUUCAGCCCGGGAACGAGAGGUCCCAGGAGCUGCCCCUGCGACCCGAGUCCCACUCGUACCUGCCGGAGCUGGGCAAGUCGGAGAUGGAGUUCAUCGAGAGCAAGCGCCCUCGCCUGGAGCUGCUGUCAGACCCCCUGCUGCGGCCCUCACCCCUGCUGGCCGCGGGCCAGGCUGGCGCCUCUGAGGACCUGGCCAAGGAGCGCAGCCUGGCGGGCAAGCUGGAGCCGGUAUCUCCACCCAGCCCCCCGCACGCCGACCCUGAGCUGGAGCUGGUACCUCCGCGGCUCUCCAAGGAGGAGCUGAUCCAGAACAUGGACCGCGUCGACCGCGAGAUCACCAUGGUGGAGCAGCAGAUCUCCAAGCUGAAGAAGAAGCAGCAACAGCUGGAGGAGGAGGCCGCCAAGCCGCCCGAGCCCGAGAAGCCCGUGUCACCGCCGCCCAUCGAGUCCAAGCAUCGCAGCCUCGUGCAGAUCAUCUAUGACGAGAACCGGAAGAAGGCAGAAGCUGCACAUCGGAUCCUGGAAGGCCUGGGGCCCCAGGUGGAGCUGCCGUUGUACAACCAGCCAUCUGACACCCGGCAGUAUCAUGAGAACAUCAAAAUAAACCAGGCGAUGCGGAAGAAGCUAAUUUUGUACUUCAAGAGGAGGAAUCACGCCCGGAAACAAUGGGAGCAGAAGUUCUGCCAGCGCUAUGACCAGCUCAUGGAGGCCUGGGAGAAGAAGGUGGAGCGCAUCGAGAACAACCCGCGGCGGCGGGCCAAGGAGAGCAAGGUGCGCGAGUACUACGAGAAGCAGUUUCCCGAGAUCCGCAAGCAGCGCGAGCUGCAGGAACGCAUGCAGAGCAGGGUGGGCCAGCGGGGCAGCGGGCUCUCCAUGUCGGCUGCCCGCAGCGAGCACGAGGUGUCCGAGAUCAUCGACGGCCUUUCAGAGCAGGAGAACCUGGAGAAGCAGAUGCGCCAGCUGGCCGUGAUCCCGCCGAUGCUGUACGACGCCGACCAGCAGCGCAUCAAGUUCAUCAACAUGAACGGGCUCAUGGACGACCCCAUGAAGGUGUACAAGGACCGCCAGGUCAUGAACAUGUGGAGCGAGCAGGAGAAGGAGACCUUCCGGGAGAAGUUCAUGCAGCAUCCAAAAAAUUUUGGCUUGAUCGCAUCGUUCCUGGAGAGGAAGACGGUGGCUGAGUGUGUCCUCUAUUACUACCUGACCAAGAAGAAUGAGAACUACAAGAGCCUGGUGAGAAGGAGCUACCGACGCCGUGGCAAGAGCCAGCAGCAGCAGCAGCAGCAGCAGCAGCAGCAGAUGCCCCGGAGCAGCCAGGAGGAGAAAGAGGAGAAGGAGAAGGAGGCGGAGAAGGAGGAAGAUAAAGCAGAGGUGGAGAACGACAAGGAGGAGCUCAUCAAGGAGAAGACGGACGACACCUCGGGGGAGGACAAUGAUGAGAAAGAGGCAGUGGCCUCCAAAGGCCGCAAAACCGCCAACAGCCAGGGAAGACGCAAAGGCCGCAUCACCCGCUCGAUGGCCAACGAGGCCAACAGUGAGGAGGCCGUCACCCCUCAGCAGAGCGCUGAGCUGGCUUCGAUGGAGAUGAAUGAGAGUUCACGCUGGACCGAGGAAGAGAUGGAAACCGCCAAGAAAGGUCUCCUGGAACACGGCCGGAACUGGUCAGCCAUUGCCCGCAUGGUGGGCUCCAAGACCGUGUCGCAGUGCAAGAACUUCUACUUCAACUACAAGAAGAGGCAGAACCUCGAUGAGAUCCUGCAGCAGCACAAGCUGAAGAUGGAGAAGGAGAGGAGCGCACGGAGGAAGAAGAAGAAAGCGCCGGCUGCAGCCAGUGAGGAGGCCGCCUUCCCGCCUGUGGUGGAGGACGAGGAGAUGGAGGUGUCGGGCGUGAGUGGGAACGAGGAGGAGAUGGUGGAGGAGGCCGAAGCCGUACGUGCCUCUGGGAAUGAGGUGCUCAGAGGGGAGUGCGGUGCCCCAGCCGCUGUCAACAACAGCUCCGACACGGAGAGCAUCCCCUCCCCCCGCACCGAGGCCGCCAAGGACCCCGGGCCGAAUGGGACCAAGCCCCCACCCACGCUGGGCGCCGAUGGGCCGCCCCCUGAGCCGCCCAGCCCACCGCCAGAGGACACCCCGGCCCCCACUGAGCCCACCCCAGCCCCCGAUGCUGCCGGCCCGCCCACGCCCCCACCAGCGUCCCCAUCACCCGCUGCCCCCGCUCCCGUGGCCCCCAAGGAGGAGAAGGAGGAUGAGGCUGCAGGGGCCCCCCCAGCCGAGGAGGGGGAGGAGCAGAAGCCCCCCAUGGCGGAAGAGCUGGCAGCGGACGUGGGGAAGACGGAAGACCCCGGAGAGGCACCCAGGGAAGAGCCUGUUGUGAAGAGCGAGUGCGAGGAGGUGGCGCUGGACGAGGCCGGGGGCACAGAGGCUGGUGUGGAGGCCGCGCCCGAGGGGCCUGUCAAGGUGGAGAAGAAGGAGGGCGCUGGCAUGGGCAGCAAACCCGCCACGGCCAAGGGCUCGGGCGCCCCCCAGGACAGCGACUCCAGUGCUACCUGCAGUGCAGACGAGGUGGACGAGCCCGACGGGACCGAGAAGAACAGGCUGCCGUCCCCACGGCCCAGCCUCCUCGCCCCGACGGGCGACGCCAGGGCCGGCGCCUUGCCCCAGAAGCCUUUGGACCUGAAGCAGCUGAAACAGCGAGCGGCUGCCAUCCCCCCCAUCGUCACCAAAGUCCAUGAGCCUCCCCGGGAGGACACAGCGCCCCCAAAGCCAGCUCCCCCUGCCCCGCUACCGCUGCAGCACUUGCAGCCGCCAGAGAGCGACACCCCCCAGCAGCCCAGCAGCAGCCCUCAGAGCAAAAGCCGGAGCCCCGGGCUUCCCACUGAGAAGGAGGCAGAGAAGCCCAUAUUCCUCCCAGCGUUCACGGCUGAGGGCCAGAAGCUGCCCGCGGAGCCCCCAUGCUGGACGGCAGGCCUGCCCUUCCCCACACCCCCCCGCGAGGUGAUCAAAGCCUCCCCUCAUGCCCCAGACCCCUCGGCCUUCUCCUACGCCCCACCUGGUCAGCCGCUGCCCCUGGGCCUCCAUGACAGUGCCCGGCCCGGCCCGCCGCGCCCACCCACCAUCUCCAACCCGCCACCCCUCAUCUCUUCCACCAAGCACCCCAGCAUCCUCGAGAGGCCCCUGGGUGCCAUCUCCCAGGGAGUGUCGAUGCAGCUCCACAUCCCCUACUCAGAGCACGCCAAGGCCCCUGUGGGCCCCAUCACCCUGGGGCUGCCCCUCAGCAUGGACCCCAAGAAGUUGGCACCCUUCAGUGGAGUGAAGCAGGAGCAGCUGUCCCCGCGGGGCCAGGCAGGGCCCCCAGAGAGCCUGGGGGUGCCCAGCGUCCAGGAGACAUCGGUGCUGAGAGGGACGUCUCUGGGCUCAGUUCCGGGAGGAAGCAUCACCAAAGGCAUCCCCAGCACGCGGGUGCCCGCAGAGAGCCCUGUCACCUACCGCGGCUCCAUCACCCACGGCACCCCCGCUGACGUCCUCUACAAGGGCACCAUCACCAGGAUCGUCGGCGAGGACAGCCCCAGUCGCCUCGACCGUGGCCGGGAAGACGGGCUGCCCAAGGGCCACGUCAUCUACGAGGGCAAGAAGGGCCACGUCCUCUCCUAUGAGGGCGGCAUGUCUGUAUCGCAGGGCUCCAAGGAGGACGGCAGGAGCAGUGCAGGCCCCGUGCACGAGACGGCCGCCCCCAAGCGCACCUACGACAUGAUGGAGGGCCGUGUCAGCCGGGCCGUCGCCUCGGCCGGCAUUGAAGGUCUCAUGGGCCGCGCCAUCCCCCCCGAGCGGCACAGCCCCCACCACCUCAAAGAGCAGCACCACCUCCGUGGCUCCAUCACCCAAGGGAUCCCACGGUCCUACGUGGAGGCCCAGGAAGAUUACCUGCGCCGCGAAGCCAAGCUCCUGAAGCGGGAGGGCACGCCGCCACCGCCCUCCCGGGACCUGGCCGAGGCCUACAAGAGCCGGCCCCUGGAGGCCCUGGGGCCCCUGAAGCUGAAGCCCUCCCAUGAGGGCCUGGUGGCCACCGUGAAGGAGGCCGGCCGCUCCAUCCACGAGAUCCCACGCGAGGAGCUGCGCUGCACCCCUGAGCUGCCCCUGGCCCCGCGGCCACUCAAGGAGGGCUCUAUCACACAGGGCACCCCGCUCAAGUACGACACCAGUGCGAGCUCCACCGGCUCCAAAAAGCAUGACGUGCGCUCCAUCAUCGGCAGCCCGGGCCGCACCUUCCCGCCUGUGCACCCACUGGACGUGAUGGCGGACACCCGGGCACUGGAGCGGGCCUGCUACGAAGAGAGCCUGAAGGGCCGGCCGGGGGCGGUCAGCAGCUCGGGGGGCUCCAUCACGCGGGGGGCACCAGUCAUCGUGCCUGAGCUGGGCAAGCCGCGGCAGAGCCCCCUGGCCUACGAGGACCACGGGGCGCCCUUCGUCGGCCACCUGCCACGCGGCUCGCCUGUGAGCACACGGGAGUCCACCCCACGCCUGCAGGAGGGCAGCCUCUCGUCCAGCAAGGCGCCCCAGGACCGGAAGCUGACAUCCACACCCCGCGAGAUCGCCAAGUCCCCACACAGCACCGUGCCCGAGCACCACCCCCACCCCGUCUCGCCUUACGAGCACCUGCUGCGGGGCGUGAGCGGUGUGGACCUGUACCGCGGCCACAUCCCACUGGCCUUCGAUCCCACCUCCCUUCCCCGCGGGAUCCCACUGGAUGCUGCCGCUGCCUAUUACUUGCCCCGGCACCUGGCCCCUAACCCCACCUACCCGCACUUAUACCCGCCUUACCUCAUCCGCGGCUACCCCGACACGGCGGCCCUGGAGAACCGCCAGACCAUCAUCAACGACUACAUCACCUCGCAGCAGAUGCACCACAAUGCUGCCACCGCCAUGGCCCAGCGGGCCGACAUGCUCCGGGGCCUCUCGCCCCGCGAGUCCUCGUUGGCGCUCAACUACGCCGCCGGCCCGCGAGGCAUCAUCGACCUGUCCCAGGUGCCACACCUGCCUGUGCUGGUGCCCCCAACCGCUGGCACACCAGCCACCGCCAUGGACCGCCUCGCCUACCUCCCCACUGCGCCCCAGCCCUUCAGCAGCCGGCACAGCAGCUCCCCGCUCUCCCCAGGAGGCCCCACUCACCUGCCGAAACCCGCCACAGCGUCCUCGUCGGAGCGGGAGAAGUCGCUCCUCACCUCCACCGCCACGGUGGAGCACGCGCCCAUCUGGAGACCCGGUACGGAGCAGAGCAGCGGCAGUGGCGGGGGUGGGGGCGGCAGCCGCCCCGCCUCCCACUCCCACAGCCGCCAGCACUCGCCCAUCUCGCCGCGGACACAGGACGCCGUCCAGCAGAGGCCCAGCGUGCUGCACAACACGGGGACGAAGGGCAUCGUCACGCCCGUGGAGCCCGGCACGCCCACCGUCCUGAGGUCCACCUCCACUGCCUCGCCCGUGCGCCCGGCCGCCGCCUUCCCGCCCGCCACGCACUGCCCGCUCGGCAGCAGCCUGGAUGGGCUCUACCCUGCCCUCCUGGAGCCCGUCCUGCUGCCCAAGGAGGCCCCGCGGGCGGCCCGGCCCGACAGGCCCCGCGCUGACGCCGGCCACGCCUUCCUCGCCAAGCCCCCCGCCGCGCCGGGGCUCGAGCCAACCACCUCCCCCAGCAAGGGCACCGAGCCCCGGCCCCUGCCGCCCCCCAGCUCCGGCCACGCGGCCAUCGCCCGCGCCCCGGCGAAGAGCCUCGCAGCCCACCACGCCCUGGAGCAGCCGCGCCCCCCCGCCGCGGCCGCAGACCUGCACCGGGAAAAGACUCAAAGUAAACCCUUUUCCAUCCAGGAACUGGAACUCCGUUCUCUGGGCUACCACGGCAGCAGCUACAGCCCUGACGGGGUGGAGCCCAUCAGCCCCGUCAGCUCGCCCAGCCUGGCCCAUGACAAGGGGCUCCCCAAGCACCUCGAGGAGCUCGACAAGAGCCAUCUGGAGGGGGAUCUGCGCCACAAGCAGCCAGGCCCCAUGAAGCUUGGCAGCGAGGCGGCCCACCUCCCGCACCUGCGGCCGCUGCCCGAGAGCCAGCCCUCAUCCAGCCCGCUGCUGCAGCCCACCCCGGGGGUCAAAGGGCACCAGCGGGUGGUCACCCUGGCGCAGCACAUCAGUGAGGUGAUCACGCAGGACUACACGCGGCACCACCCGCAGCAGCUCGGCACGCCCCUCCCUGCCCCGCUCUACUCCUUCCCGGGAGCCAGCUGCCCGGUCCUCGACCUCCGCCGGGUGCCCAGCGACCUCUACCUCCCGCCCCCUGUCCACGGCACCCCGGCCCGCGGCUCCCCACACAGCGAGGGCGGCAAGAGGUCUCCAGAGCCAAGCAAGACCUCGGUCCUGGGAGGCAGUGAGGAUGGCAUCGAGCCCGUGUCCCCACCCGAGGGCCUGUCAGAGCCGGGGCACCCGCGGGGCACCAUGCACCCCCUGCUGUACCGGGGCGUGGAGCAGGUGGAGCCCGGCAGAAUGGGCUCCAAAUCUCCAGGCAACAGCAGCCAGCCGCCGGCCUUCUUCAGCAAGCUGACAGAGAGCACCUCUGCCAUGGUCAAGUCCAAGAAGCAGGAGAUCAACAAGAAGCUCAACACUCACAACCGGAACGAGCCGGAAUACACCGUCGGCCAGCCCGGGACCGAGAUCUUCAACAUGCCCGCCGCCACCGGAGCGGGAGAGCCAGCAGGUAAGCCAACAGGCCUUAUGACCUGUAGAAGCCAGGCGGUGCAGGAGCACGCCAGCACCAACAUGGGGCUGGAGGCAAUUAUUAGAAAGGCACUUAUGGGUAAAUAUGAUCAGUGGGACGAACACUCACCGCUCAGUGCCAAUGCUUUUAACCCUCUGAAUGCCAGUGCCAGCCUGCCCGCUGCUCUGCCCAUGCCCGCUGCUGACGGACGGAAUGACCACCCACUCACCUCGCCAGGUAGCGGUGGGAAGGCCAAGGUCUCUGGCAGACCCGGCAGCCGAAAAGCCAAGUCCCCAGCCCCGGGCCUGGUGUCCGGGGACCGGCCACCCUCCGUCUCCUCGGUGCACUCGGAAGGAGACUGCAACCGCCGGACCCCGCUCACCAACCGCGUGUGGGAGGACCGGCCCUCGUCCGCAGGUUCUACGCCGUUCCCCUACAACCCCCUGAUCAUGCGGCUGCAGGCGGGCGUCAUGGCCUCACCGCCCCCGCCGGGGCUCCCCGCGGGCAGCGGGCCCCUCGCCGGCCCCCACCACGCCUGGGACGAGGAGCCCAAGCCCCUGCUCUGCUCCCAGUACGAGACGCUCUCCGACAGCGAGUGAUGGCGGAAGGGGCUGGGGGCAGCACCAGGGCCCCGCGGUCGGCAGGAGCAGCCAGGCGGGGGGGCAGGCGACUGCCGGCUCCCCCAUCGAGGAAGGAGGCCCCGAGUCUGCCUGUGCAUCCGUCCGUCUGUCCAUCCAGAGCUGGCAUCCUUGCCUGUCUAAAGCCUUAACUAGGACUCCCACCCCGGGCUGGCCCUGUGCAGACCUUACUCAGGGGAUGUUUACCUGGUGCUCGGGAGGGGAGGGGGCCGGGGAGGGGGCACGGCGGGCGUGUGGCGGCCACACGCCCGUGGCCGGGGCGGCCAGGGACCCACAGCAGGACGAGCACGCACCUCCCAUGCCACCGCCCCCCCUUCACGCAUUUGGAACCAAAGUCUAAACCGAGCUAGCAGCCCCCGCGCCCUCCCUCUGCCUCCCACCCCGCUUAGCGCUCUGGACAGACGGACGCAGGCCCGGCCCAUGCCCAGUGCCCCCAUGGCGCUCGUCUCCGGGCAGCCCGGCCGGCGAGGCUGCUGGGAACCGUGGUGGGCGGGCGGAAGGGCCGGGCCAGGCCCGGGCGAGCGGACGCUCCGAGGAACUGGACUGUUGUUUUCACGCGCCGUGGCCGCAGCGGUGGGAAGGAAAGGCGGGUGUAAGUGAUGUAUUGGUUUACAGGGUAUAUUUUUGAUACCUUCAAUGAAUUCAGAUGUUCUACGCGAGGAAGGACUGGCCCAGUGUCAGUGCUGCUGUGCUCUGGUCUCCACUCACCGUCCAGGGGUGCCGGCUGGCGUGGGCGUCCCCGUCCGCAGGACCGCGGGGUGGGGGGCACGGGCCCAGCAGCCCCCCGGCCCCCCCCCUUUCUCGGGCAGAAUGAAUUUGACGCGUGUCCUGUGGCCACCAUGUGUGCGGGGCGGUGGCGUUCUGUCAUUUACACACGUUGUUCUAAUUAAAAAGCAAAUUAUACUCAA
Molecule: messenger RNA, 8961 nt
Organism: Choloepus didactylus (southern two-toed sloth)
Lineage: Eukaryota; Metazoa; Chordata; Mammalia; Pilosa; Megalonychidae
Gene: NCOR2
Product: nuclear receptor corepressor 2
Biological process (GO): negative regulation of transcription by RNA polymerase II
Molecular function (GO): transcription corepressor activity
Source: RefSeq, a predicted model, not a curated record